AUGAGCACGGAUACUGUGGAGGACAAACAUUAUGACGACGACCUACCUUAUGAUAUACCAGAAAUCAAGGUAAACGCCUCACCGUCUGAAACGAGUCAUGAGGAAUCUGAUCUUCUAGAUGAGGAGGAAGAUGAGGAAUUUGAAGAUGACCAAUGGAGACCUUAUGAUGUAUUCCAAGUAAAAGAACGAGAACAUGAGGAUGACGACUCAAUAUUCAAAGAAAUUCUAAAAUGUGUCCGACUUUUCAUGUACCUUUUUGUGGUGGUUGUAAUACUUGGCAGUACUGUUGCCAGUCGACUAUCUCUGAUUCUCAUAACGUCUGGAAUAAAAGGGUUGUUUAUAUUUGAAGCGAUGCAGACGGCUGGAAUUUGUUUACUGAUUUUCCGUUGUUUACCAGGUACGGACUUUUUCAGAGGCGUCACAAUGACUUUUACCAUAUUCCAAAUCCCCAGUAUAUUAAAUUUAAUAUUUCACGAGAAAAAAAUAACGUGUAGUAUUUGGGAUUUCUUAAAGCUGUUUUGUUCGCUGAUAGCCUGUCUGUGUCAACUUGGUGCCUUGUGUGUAUUUAGUAUAACCGACUUCACUGCAGAUGGUGGCCAUACCCUCCUGAAUCUUCUGGACAACAGCAGGACCACCAUUACAUUUGAAUCAUUGGAUUGGGAAUUACCCUUAGCGGUAUUACUAAUAUCUGUUGGAUGGAUAGAGAAUUUCAUUUCUGGAGAAUGGACACUGUUUGGUAAAGUGAAAUCAUCAUUCCGAAAUUGGCGUCACGAAGUCCAAGAUGUUCGGGAAACUUCAUAUUUUCUUUUGGGACCCUUGAAGAUUGGAUUAACGGUACUGCUUGCCCAUUUUCUUACUGAUGCACCGUUCAGACUUCCUAGCGUUGAUGAAGGCGAUACUGAUACAGACAAAUCGAUGCAUCACUUAACGUCCUACAGUCUCAUGUAUAUUCAGAUCGGGUCUGGAAUAGUUUGUACGUAUCUUGCUGGUAUGGCCUGCAAACUCCACAUGCAGAAAACGGCAUUUGCUUUACCGUUACUGAUGUCGCCACCAGUCAGUUUAAUGUGUAUAUAUCUGCAGUGUAAAUAUAUGUAUUUACCAUCCUCUUGGCAUGUUGGUAGUUGGUUAUGUUCUGAGGUCGAUAUCUAUAAAAUGAUCAUACCUCUAGGAUGUGCUGGUGCACUCUGGAUUUCCUACUGUUUGAUUGUGUCACAUAUAUGGUUUCCACAAAGUGAACGAAUGGCGAAGAUUGAAAAAUUGUUUAUAACACCACACUAUGAUGGCAUCUUUCCUGAUUUUAAUCUAACCAUGAGACGAAGACGAAUCGACCAAGAAAUGAGACGAACUCGCUGUGACAGCUUGACAGGAAACCUCACGGAUGACUACGUUGUACCGACGAUAUACGCAUGUGCUACAAUGUGGCACGAGACGAGACAGGAAAUGACGCAGUUGCUGAAAUCUCUAUACAGAUUGGAUUAUGUACAAUGUGCCAGUAGAUUAGCUCAACAAGAAUUUAGAAUUCGGGAUCCAGAUUAUUAUAAUUUUGAAAUUCAUAUAAUAUUUGACGAUGCCUUUGAAAUAGAUGACGACUUUAAUAAAUAUGUUCCGAACAGUUUUGUUGAACAGUUGGUAGAAUGUAUGGAGGAUGCGGCGAGAUCUGUUGUUAAAGGACCGAUCAUUAUUGCACCACCAGUUAAAGUUCCCACACCAUAUGGAGGUCGUCUGGUUUUCACUAUGCCUGGUCAAACACAGAUGAUUAUACACAUCAAAAACAAAAACAUGAUACGUCACAGAAAACGAUGGUCACAGUGUAUGUACAUGUAUUAUCUACUGGGUUACCGUUUACUGGGUGGUAAGGAUUCAGAUAUGAGAACUGUUGAUGAAACUGAACUACAUGAAGAUAUCGAGAAGAAUAACGUCCGAAACAGAAAAAAAGGCAAAUCUAAGAAAAGGCAAAAAGCUGCACCACUAAGAUCGUUGUUGAUGAGGAUGACCCCCGAAAAAUAUGAAAAGGUGAUGCAAGAAGCUGAAAAUACAUUUGUCCUGGCUCUUGAUGGUGAUGUAGAUUUUAAACCGGAAUCUGUGAAACUAUUAAUUGAUAGAAUGAAGAAGAAUAAGAAAGUUGGUGCAGUUUGUGGAAGAAUUCAUCCUAUAGGAUCAGGUCCGAUGGUUUGGUAUCAACAGUUCGAGUAUGCUAUUGGUCAUUGGUUACAAAAGGCUGCAGAACACGUGUUUGGUUGUGUUUUGUGUUGUCCUGGAUGCUUCAGUUUAUUUCGAGCAUCAGCACUCAUGGAUGAUAAUGUAAUGAAGAUGUACACAACAAAACCAACAGAAGCUAGACAUUAUAUCCAGUUUGAACAAGGGGAGGACAGAUGGUUGUGUACUCUACUUCUACAACAAGGUCAUAGAAUUGAUUACUGUGCUGGUGCUGAUGCCUUGACCUUCGCCCCCGAAACCUUCAACGAAUUUUUCAAUCAGCGGCGUCGCUGGUCACCUUCGACUCUAGCUAACAUGAUGGAUUUGUUAUCAUCCUGGCGGGAGACUUGUAGAAUCAACGAUAACAUCAGUCGACCAUAUGUGCUGUAUCAGUUUAUUUUGAUGGCUUCAACAAUCCUUGCCCCGUCUACUGUUGUUCUGAUGAUAACUGGAUCCUAUCAUUCUGUGUUUGGUAUAGGCAUCUGGUGGUCUUAUAUUCUCUCUGUUAUACCAGUUGCUAUAUAUAUUAUCAUUUGUAUGACUCAGAAAAGUAACUAUCAGAUCACGGCAGCUGCUGCCCUAACUGCCCUUUUUACGGUGGUGAUGAUGAUAGCUACAGUGGGAACAGUCAUUAGUAUUGCUACAGAAAGUUUCAACAGUCCGAAUGUGGUGUUUUUGAGUGGUCUUGCUGUUAUUUUUAUUAUUGCCGGGUUGCUGCAUCCUCAAGAAUUAUUCUGUUUAAUUUAUGGCAUCCUGUACUUCAUGGUGGUACCAUCGACAUUUAUCCUGUUAACAGUCUAUUACCUAUGUAAUCUUAAUAACGUAUCCUGGGGAACUCGAGAAACUCCGAAAAAGAUGAGUCCAGAGGAAGAAGCCGAAGCAGAACGACUAGCUCAAGAGAAAGCUAAUAAAAAGUCUAGAAGUUUCUUUAGCUUGUUGGGUAUUGUGUCAAUCAUCAAUGAAUUACGAGAUGCUAUAAAAACAUUAAUGGGUUUGAAGGACGAACUGAAUAAUAAAAACAACCAAAACGCACAGCAACCGUUGAACACCGGUAACUCUAAACCUAUACCACAGCCACCACCACCACCACAGCUUCCUUCAAACGCUGCUGUCCCAACUGUCCACCACCCACCAGUUCAGGCACACCAUUCUAGUAGAAGCUCUAAAGUUGUUCCUGGUUAUGAGGCCGAUCCUUGUAAUCCACACUGGUUGUCGCUCGAGUUCGUUGGGAACGGGCCCGUAGAAGUGUUAUCAGAAACCGAGGAAGAGUUUUGGCAGUAUCUGAUAAAGAAGUAUUUACAUCCAUUAAACGAAGAUAAAGCUCAUAAACUGAAGAUAAAGGAAGACCUCAUUUUGAUAAGAAAUAAUGUUGUAUUCAUCUUUUUCAUGUUAAAUUUCUUGUGGACAGUUCUGGCUUUGCAGCUUCAAAACAACCAAGGAAAGCUUAGCAGUUUCUACAUUGUGGAGAAAUAUGAACCGUUAUCUUUGGCUUUCCUGACAAUUUUUGCCCUGGCUUUAUUUCUACAAUUUGUGAGUAUGUUCUUGCAUCGAUGGGGAACGUUCUUGCAUUUGAUGUCUAGUACAAGAAUAGACUGGCUGAAGAAGACUCACACGGAAGAAGACUUUGCCAGAUUCGUUGUCAGCGAAACUAGAAAAUUACAGAACUUGGAGCCCGAACCGGAUUAUGAAAAUGACGAUGACAGUUACUCUGUAGAGAUGACCGAAACUGAAAUGGAUGAUUUAAGUUCUAUUCAUUCGGAUUAUUACGAAGGUUACAACAGGCGUACAUUACGGCGUUUGAGACAUCCAUCACAGAAUGAUGACGUCCCCGUUCUUCAAACAAUAUUUCAACAAAAUCUUCAAAAUCUGCAUCAUAAAUGGAAGCAGGGCACUAUUCGACCAAACAGGGGCGGUGAAAGUUAUCGUCGUUGGGGCCAACCAACUGCAAACGCUAUGAGAGAAAGACUAUAUACCCAGAGCUUUCAACCGGAACCAAGGGAUAGGUUUGACGGUAUACGAAUUGUAUAGUUUAUAAAAUUGUCCAACUUUAUUUGAACUGUGAUAUUGUAACU
This is a messenger RNA of Patella vulgata (common limpet), 4268 nucleotides long. RefSeq names its product chitin synthase chs-2. The transcript has 11 exons. Gene Ontology annotation, cellular component: cell periphery; cell septum. The coding region runs from base 1 to 4224 and encodes 1407 amino acids. Gene Ontology annotation, molecular function: chitin synthase activity. Lineage: Eukaryota; Metazoa; Mollusca; Gastropoda; Patellidae. The record is from RefSeq and is a predicted model, not a curated record.